This is a messenger RNA of Olea europaea var. sylvestris, 1442 nucleotides long. Its product is annotated as alkylated DNA repair protein alkB homolog 8-like. The record is from RefSeq and is a predicted model, not a curated record. Gene Ontology annotation, molecular function: RNA binding; oxidoreductase activity; demethylase activity. NCBI's taxonomy places the organism in Eukaryota, Viridiplantae, Streptophyta, Magnoliopsida, Lamiales, Oleaceae. The transcript has 8 exons. Gene Ontology annotation, biological process: oxidative demethylation. Bases 221 to 1249 code for a protein of 342 amino acids.
UUAGCUGUGUAAUAAACAAAGAUCAGAGACUUUCAUUGCAAUUAAAUUUCGAUAUCCUCUCUCUGCAAAUAAACCGGAAAAAUAGUGUGAAACGAAAAAAAUACCACUUCGGAUCAAAGAGAAACGGGGAGCAAAUCCGAAUAGACAGUCCUUGAGCCUCCGCUGUCGUGGUUCAAUAGCUUCUGCAAACUGCUCGUGGAUCUUCUUCAGAAUUUAACUUAUGGGUUUGCCGAGAUUUACGCGUCCCAAGGGAAGGGAUGGUGAGUCAAGUUCCAACCUUUAUGUGGCUAACUGUGGGCCUGCAGUUGGACUUUCAUUUGACACUAUCAUGUCAGCAUUUGGUACAUAUGGCGAAGUCAAGGGAGUUUAUGCAGCAGAUGAGAGUGGCACUCGUGUUAUUGUAUCUUAUCAUGAGGAGAGUAGCGCACAAACAGCGCUGAAGGAACUAGAUGGACGCCCAUGUUCUGAUCUUGGAGGCCGCUCAUUGCACAUUCGCUAUUCUGCACAAUCACUUGGCAAGGUUAAGGUCAAAGACACUGUUCCUGUAUCAACAUCAGCUUCAGAUUUAAAGAUUCCUGGUGUUUACUUAGUGCAUGACUUUGUCACUGCUAAAGAAGAGGAGGAAUUACUUGCUGCAGUGGAUUGUCAGCCGUGGCAACAUCUAGCGAAAAGAAGAGUUCAGCAUUACGGGUACGAGUUUCGCUAUGAUAUAAGGAACGUUAACCCAAAGCAAUACUUGGGUGAUCUCCCGUGCUUUGUGUCUCCAGUACUUGAUAGGAUCACAAUGUUUAAAAAAUUUGAUUCUUCUACAGAUGUAUGUGUGGAUCAAUUAACUGUGAAUGAAUAUCCACCUGGGGUUGGUUUGUCUCCACAUAUAGACACCCAUUCAGCAUUUGAGGGAUCAAUUUUCAGCCUUUCAUUGGCUGGCCCUUGCAUCAUGGAAUUCAGACAGUAUUCAAGAGGUGUUUGGCUGUCAAGUCAUACCUCAAGUUGUGACACAGAGGAGCAAAUAUGUGAAAAUAGCUCCAAUUUCUUGCAGAAAGCUAUUUAUCUUCCACCUCGAUCAAUGUUAUUGUUAUCCGGGGAGGGCCGAUAUGCUUGGCAUCAUUACAUUCCCCACCACAAGGUGGACAAAGUGAAGGACAGGGAAAUCCGAAGGGGCUCAAGGAGAGUGUCCCUGACAUUACGCAAGGUCAGGAAAGGUCCUUGCCAAUGCGAAUUUCCUCAGCAUUGCGAUUAUCAAAAUUAGGACGAUUUUAAUUCUAACAAAUACUGUGACCGGCAGCUCUAUGGAGGUUGGAAAUUGGGAAUUUGAGUUUCACGACCAUCUGAUCUUCCCUUUUACUAGAGUUGCGAUCCAUAUCAUUGAUUAUGGGAAUGAGUUAUUGAGAUGAUGGACGAGUGAAGAAUUAACAUCAGAAGAGGAAGCAUUUCAUUCAGAU